Messenger RNA from Prionailurus viverrinus (fishing cat), 1957 nucleotides. It is a transcript of the gene ZFP42, whose product is annotated as ZFP42 zinc finger protein. Gene Ontology annotation, biological process: regulation of transcription by RNA polymerase II. The transcript has 3 exons. The record is from RefSeq and is a predicted model, not a curated record. Lineage: Eukaryota; Metazoa; Chordata; Mammalia; Carnivora; Felidae. Gene Ontology annotation, molecular function: RNA polymerase II cis-regulatory region sequence-specific DNA binding; DNA-binding transcription factor activity, RNA polymerase II-specific. The coding region runs from base 260 to 1171 and encodes 303 amino acids. Gene Ontology annotation, cellular component: PcG protein complex; transcription regulator complex.
CAGGGAAGAUUUCAGCUGCUGUUGGGGGGCGCCAGUAACAGUUUCUUCUUGGUCUUUCUUUUGGAAGGAAAUAACAGAGUGCAUGGACAAAUGUUCUAAGCCCUGGGACAUAGGAAUAAAGCAGAAGAGGACCUUGCCCUCAUAGACCUUACAGUCUAAUAGCAGGUGUUUGCUGAAGGCAGUUUACUCAGAUCACUAUCACCUGGAAGUGGUUGAUAUAUCCUGGUACAAACCUUCAAGGAAGAAGCAACACGACAAUAUGGACCAGCAACUGAAGAAAAAGGUAAAGACUUGUGGCUGGAAAGGCUUGGGUAGAAGAGCCUUCAGUGGGGAUAAACCAAAGCCAUCCAAGCCACGGCCAGCCCAACAAGAACCUUUUGACAUGCCAUGGGCCUUAGAAGAUGAAGGUGUAUUCUUUGAAAGUAGCCACCUAGUUGUUGGAGAAGAUUCCUUCUCUGACUGUUACAUAGAAUGCAUAAUAAGAGGUGAGUUUUCUGAACCCAUCCUGGAAGAAGACUCACUGAAGUCCCUUAACUACCAGGAAGAAGAAUCAGAACAAGAGCUUUCUCAACAGGUUCUUACUGCAAGCUCGCUUCUGGGGAAAUCCUUGAAAUGUGUGCAAAAAGGGGCAAAACAAGAACUUUCUCAGCAGACUGGAGAGAAUUCACAGCUUGAGUAUUCAGAGUAUGAGACAGGCAAGAAGCUUUCUGCUGGAGGAAUACCCAGCACUGAUGUAUCAGAUCCUAAACAGUUUGCAGAAUUUGCUAGAAAGAAGCCCACAAAAAAUAAGGAUCAUGAUGCUCCAGAAAGAAUUGUUUGUCCUCACAGUGGAUGCACAAAAAAGUUAAAGAAUAGAGCUUCCCUGAGAAGGCAUCUCCUCGUUCAUGCUCCCCGAGAUCAUGUAUGUGCAGAAUGUGGGAAAGCAUUCAAUGAGAGUGCAAAACUAAAAAGACAUUUUCUGGUUCAUACUGGAGAGAGGCCAUUUCGGUGUACUUUUGAAGGGUGCGGAAAACGUUUUUCCCUGGACUAUAAUUUGCGUACCCACGUACGUAUCCAUACUGGGGAGAAACGUUUUAUGUGUCCCUUUGAAAGCUGUCAUAAGAGGUUUGUCCAGUCAAAUAACCUGAAAGUUCAUAUGUUAACUCAUGCAAAGACCAACAAAAAUCCGUGAAAGAGAAGAUAGAAAAUAAUCCUUAAACAAGAUGAGCAUAUUAACAAAAUAGUGAUUUGGGGACAUAUGUACCUUAUUACUAUCUCCCAAAAAGAACUUUUUCAAGCAAUUACAACCCUACAGGGUAUAUAUUUUUUUAAUGUUACUACAAUGCUCCUAAACUUAUGGUAUCAUUUUAGAACACUUUUAGAACAUUUUAGAGCAUUUGCUAAAUGCUCAGUUUCCAACAGUCUAUUUCUAAUGGGAAGGCCAGUAAUUAAUUUACUUCAAAAGCAUAAUCCUUAAUACGUUAUGAAUUGGAUUGCUAGAUUUUCACAGGCUAUAAGUACGAAAUUAACUUUUUAAAGUGUGUAGUUGCGAAUUGUUUAGCUUUUGCCUUUUAGGAAUAAACUUCAUGCUACGUGUGAUAAUCAUAGAGAAUGAAAAUUUUGCUGUAGAUUGUCAAUAAGUAAAUGAGUAGUUAAACAUUUUUAAAAGAUAAAUAUUUUUUAAUCCUUUCUUAUCAUUGUAUGAAACUAUACUGAAAUCAUGUAGUUAAAUUUGAAUAGUUAUUUGGUAGUAUCAAUUCAUUUGAGUCCAUUUUAGGUAUUUUAAAAGGAAAUAAAACUCCAGAGAUGCUAAAUCUGGAUUAAAAAAAAAUCAGAGAAGUGUGCCUUGAAAAGAGAUAACCAGGGGCGCUUGAGUGGCUCAGCUGGUUAAGCGUUUGACUUCGGCUCAGGUUACAAUCUCAGGGCUCGUGAGUGUGAGCCCCAUGUCAGGCUCUGUGCUGACAGCUCAGAGCCUGGA